Molecule: messenger RNA, 1606 nt
Organism: Papilio polytes (common Mormon)
Lineage: Eukaryota; Metazoa; Arthropoda; Insecta; Lepidoptera; Papilionidae
Gene: Lapsyn
Product: tsukushin
Exons: 5
Coding region: 391-1425 (344 amino acids)
Molecular function (GO): protein binding
Source: RefSeq, a predicted model, not a curated record
GUUAACGUCUCAAGAGCAAACAUAAUCAACUGACCAAUCGGAGCAUUCAGAUAUCGCGCCUAUCUACGAAAAUAAUAGAUAUUCGGUUCUUGCCAUUGUUUCUGAUUACUUAUUAUUUAGAUAGGAAUUUGGUCCGUGCAAGAAGGAUUGAUAAGAGAUUACCGCGGCCACAGUAACGUUUGAUCCUCCGAGUAAAGAACAUCUCGUUGCGGAGACAACAGAGCAACAGUUAACUAAUUGAAUCAAUUGAACGAGUGCCGUCCGCCGGUGAUUGCGGCCCCCGAAGUAAGUCGAUGUGACUGCCCUGUGCUUCACGAUUCCAGAGUGCCUUAUUGUGUCUAAAAUGUGCAUAUUUGCGUGAUAUGAUGAGAUAUCAGUUUGACAUAAGAAAUGGAAAUUAAAAUGAAGAGUAGAUCGUACAUCAUCUGCCUGGGGUUGGUGUUAACCGUGUCAUGCAAGGAACUGACGGACCUAGAAGUGCUGGCGUCAGCGCCAACGCGGUGCACAUAUGAACAUGCCUACGAUAUGCUCGGAGCUCACUGCGGAGGUCUACGACUUACCAAGAUUCCUUCGCUGAGAGGCGGCAUUGAGAUUCUCGACUUCAGUGACAACAAGUUGUUAGAAAUACACGCCGAAACUCUGUCUUCGUACUCCAGCAUAAAAUUCCUAUAUUUGUCUGAAAAUCAAAUAUAUAUGAUCGAUAAAGAUGCAUUCGCUUCACUAUCGUAUCUGGAAACUUUGGAUUUAUCGAAAAAUGUUAUCCUAGCACUACCAGAUUCAUUAUUCCAGCUGCCAUCAUUAAGAAAGUUAUAUUUAAACGGAAAUCCAUUGCUACAUAUGAGCUUUAAAGAUCUGAUUAUAACGAAGCCAAUACAAGCACCAUUGGAACUAUUAGACCUGUCAGAUUGUAAGUUAGAUAAAUUGCCAGACUGGGGUAUUCUACCCAAUUUGGUUCUUUACAAUAUAUCGCAAAAUCCAUUAACAACACUCGAACCUCAACACUUCAGUACCAUGUGCAAGUUGGCUAAAGUGGAUUUAACAGAAUCCAUAGACAAAUUAAAAUUGUGCGAAUUAAAAGCGACCGUCAUUUGGUUUCAAGAGAAAAAUGUUUAUUUCCAUCUAAAUGAUUACAACAGGUUGAAUUCUAGAGAAUUCGACAACUGUCCAAAGCCAGAAAUAUCUGCUACGUUAAACGCUAGUUAUCAUCUCUGCGAAUCAGUUUAUACACAGGUUCAAAAUAUAAAAACAUCAAGACGAACAUGGUUAACAAUAGGCGGCGGACUUGCCGGCUUCCUGGUCGGCUUUGUACUACUUCUUUACAUCAUGCAUCGACACAACGUCGCCCAAACAAAGAGAACAGCGAAAGAGAAAACUACGGCCGCUGACAAGAACGCGACUACGAACCUUCUCAAUGACGUCUCCUAAGACCAAGGAGGUAGAAAAGGAGAUUCCACCUCUUUGAUAGAUGGUUAGAAUAGGAAAUACCACUAUUGAUGCCCGGUAGUCGAUUAUAGACGUUAUUUAAAUAUUAAGAGCACUUCUGAAUUUUUCCUUGAAUUAAUAAUAAGAGGCAAUCGUAAAUAAAAACGUAUUUUUGAAUGUAUGG